This is a messenger RNA of Gongylonema pulchrum, 852 nucleotides long. Lineage: Eukaryota; Metazoa; Nematoda; Chromadorea; Rhabditida; Gongylonematidae. The record is from the annotation of a GenBank genome assembly.
AUUUGUGGUAGCAACGGCACGCAUGGCACUGUCACGAGAACAACGCGUUAGCCGUUGGUAUUUUGGUGGUACCGCUUCGGCUGGUGCUGCAAUGUGCACCCAUCCACUUGAUUUACUGAAGCAUGGUAAACUUGGUAUUGUUGAAAUGACAAUGAAAAUUAUACGUAACGAUGGCAUUCGAGGUCUUUACAAUGGUAUUUCUGCUUCGUUGCUACGACAGAUGACAUAUUCAUUGACUCGAUUUGGAAUGUAUGAGCAAUUGAAGAAACAAUUUCCUGGAGAUGCAACAACUAUUCCAUUCUAUCAGAAAGCCUUAAUGGCCGGUUUAAGUGGUGCAUGUGGCGGUUACAUUGGUACACCGGGCGAUAUGCUACCACCAGCCGAGAGACGUAAUUACAAGCAUGCCAUUGAUGGUGUAUUUCGAGUGGCACGUGAAGAGGGUUUAACGAAACUAUUCAACGGUGCUGCAAUGGCCACCUCAAGGGCAAUUUUUAUGACCAUUGGACAGUUGUCGUUCUAUGAUCAGAUCAAGCAAAUAGCAAUCGCCACCGGAUAUUUCAAAGAUACUCCCACAACACAUUUCACCUCCUCAUUCGCCGCGGCUUCAAUAGCAACAGUAAUGACACAACCGUUGGAUGUAAUGAAAACACGAAUGAUGAAUGCGAAACCGGGCCAGUUCAACGGUAUCAUGUCUUGUUUUGUGUAUACAGCGAAAACAGGUCCACUUGGCUUUUUCAAGGGUUUCAUACCAGCAUGGGUGCGAUUGGCACCGCAGACGAUUCUCACGUUUAUUUUCCUGGAACAGCUCCGUCUAAACUUUGGUUAUCAUCGAACACCACCAACCAAAUAAAU